Molecule: messenger RNA, 810 nt
Organism: Aspergillus oryzae RIB40
Lineage: Eukaryota; Fungi; Ascomycota; Eurotiomycetes; Eurotiales; Aspergillaceae
Product: sterol desaturase family protein
Exons: 1
Coding region: 1-810 (269 amino acids)
Biological process (GO): ergosterol biosynthetic process
Molecular function (GO): iron ion binding; C-4 methylsterol oxidase activity
Source: RefSeq, a predicted model, not a curated record
AUGGCCUAUACUGGCCGGACCCUCCACCCGAUCGCCGUCUUUUGGUUGUAUACAACGACAUUCUAUGGGACAGGCAUCCAUCUGAUGCAAACAAUUCGCCGCCUGGGUUGGACAUACGGCUUCUUGAAUGGAGACAAGCAUCAGCGAGAUGACAUACCUGAUGUUGGAGUGAGAAGAGUUGCAGCGGAACUGCUUUCUGUCCCGACUCUUCGCCUUGCCAUGUCAGUCUACCUAUCCUAUCGACCGCAGGAGCUCCCGCUCUCGCUCAGCUGGGGAUGGCUCGCAUUGAAAAUUGGGCUCUACAGCAUCACUGUGGACUUUUGGUUCUAUUGGUACCACCGCUUAAUGCACUCGGUGCCUUGGUUGUGGAAGUUCCACCGCACCCACCACCUAACGAAACACCCUCACCCGCUGCUCGGCGCUUACGCCGACCACGAGCAGGAGUUUAUGGAUAUACUAGGCAUCCCGCUCCUUGCGUACGGCACUAUGAAGCUGAUGGGAUUUCCCAUGUCGUUUUACGAAUGGUAUAUCUGCUACCAAUAUGUGGUCUUCUCCGAGAUCAUCGGACAUAGUGGCCUCCGGAUGCAUGGCGGCACGCCUUCUACUAUCAAUUGGUUACUGCAAAUGUUUGAUGCAGAGUUGGUGAUCGAAGACCAUGACCUGCAUCACCGGUAUGGAUGGCGAAAGAGCCAUAACUAUGGCAAGCAGACUCGUGUCUGGGACCGUGUUUUUGGCACUUGUCGUGAGCGAAUUGAAGGUCAUAAAGAUAACAUUGACUAUGUGAAUCGUGUUACGUUUCCACUGUUUUGA